Molecule: messenger RNA, 1521 nt
Organism: Anthostomella pinea
Lineage: Eukaryota; Fungi; Ascomycota; Sordariomycetes; Xylariales; Xylariaceae
Source: the annotation of a GenBank genome assembly
AUGUUCUCACGAUCAAGCUUCGCACGCAAUGGCGUACUCGCUCUCGGGCUUGCUGCUACGGGCUCUCUCGUCGCAGCCGGGCCUUGUGACAUCUACUCAUCAGGAGGCACUCCGUGUGUGGCUGCCCACAGCACGACGAGAGCCCUGUACAGCGCCUUCAGCGGUUCGCUCUACCAGGUGAAGCGCGGGUCUGACAACACUACGACCAACAUCGCGCCCCUCGCCGCUGGCGGUGUCGCUAACGCGGCCGCGCAAGACACCUUUUGCGCAGGCACGACCUGUCUCAUCUCUAUCAUCUACGACCAGUCCGGCAAUAACAAUCACCUGACCCAAGCUCCGCCCGGUGGCUUCGCUGGCCCGGAACCCAAUGGGUACGACAAUCUCGCGUCCGCGACCGGCGCGCCUGUCACGCUGAACGGGCAGAAGGCGUACGGCGUCUUCAUCUCACCCGGCACCGGCUACCGGAACAACGCGGCGUCUGGCACAGCUGUCAGCGACGAGGCCGAGGGCAUGUACGCCGUGCUCGACGGCACGCACUAUAACGGCGGCUGCUGCUUCGAUUACGGCAAUGCCGAAGUUAGUAGUAAGGAUACGGGUAAUGGUCAUAUGGAGGCUAUCUAUUUUGGCGACAGUACUUCUUGGGGCUACGGCUCGGGUAGCGGUCCCUGGCUCAUGGCCGAUCUGGAGAACGGGCUGUUCUCCGGCGUGGCGGUUAAAGAAAACGCCGGCGACCCCUCGAUCUCCUACCGCUUCCUCACGGCGAUAGUUAAGGGGGGACCAAAUCAAUGGGCGCUGCGCGGCGCCAACGCGGCGUCCGGCUCGCUGUCGACCUACUACAGCGGCGCCCGGCCCGACGCGUCGGGGUACAACCCGAUGAGCAAGGAGGGCGCUAUCAUCCUGGGCAUCGGCGGCGAUAACAGCAUCAGCGCGCAGGGCACGUUCUACGAGGGCGUCAUGACGACGGGCUACCCGUCCGACGCGACCGAGAAUUCGGUGCAGGCUAACAUCGUGGCGGCUAAGUACGUUGCGGCGUCACUGACGAGCGGGACGGCGCUCACGGUCGGGUCGUCGAUCUCGCUGCGCGCUACAACGGCGGGCUACACGACGCGCUACCUGGCGCACACGGACGCUACGGUCAACACUCAAGUAGUAUCAUCUUCCAGCACAACAGCGCUCAAGCAGCAGGCCAGCUGGACGGUGCGCGCGGGGCUGGGCAACAGCGCGUGCGUCUCGUUCGAAUCGGUUGAUACGGCCGGUAGUUACUUGCGCCACUAUAAUUUUGUGCUGCAGGUCGCCGCCGACGACGGGACCAAGCAGAUGCACGAGGACGCGACCUUCUGCCCGCAGGCGGGGAUCAGCGGGCAGGGCAGCUCGAUCCGGGCUUGGGGCUACCCUACGAGGUACAUAAGACACUUCUCGGACGUGGGCUAUGCUGCGACGAAUGGCGGGUACCAGGUUUUCGAUGCUGCUACUUCUUUCAAUGACGACGUGAGCUGGGUCAUCAGCACGGGUUUUGCUUGA